AUGCUCCCUCACUGCAGCAAGAAGCGUGACAGAGACGACGCGCUCGACACAGCUCUCUUCCCAAGCCCGAAACGCGUCAAUCACAGCGCAGAUCGACCUCAAAGCCAUGCGAACAUGCAUCCAAUCGCGAAAGAGUCUGCAGAGUUCGCAACAAGAUCACUAUCGCCUGAUGGUGGCGUUGCUCUUGAUGAGGAAUCUCUGGCCAAAUUUCGCAGCUAUCGCCAUAUUGUGCUCAGUGACAAAAGCUCUAGCGACGAUCGCCCACCUCGAGGAAGACUAAAUGGAACAAAACAAGUCAUCGAGCCUCUUCAGCGCCGCAAAGACCCUUCUCAACCUCAUGCCAGCCACCAGUCUGGCCCCGCUCACCAACAUAUCACCAAUAACAACCAGAGAGCAAUUUCGCCCUUUGCUUCGGCGUUGCCGGUGUUCGAUCACAACAGAGGCAAUCAUGUGGCCGAGCCUGGCUCGUCGUCAGUUGUCUAUCAACCGUUCAGAGGAUUACAAUUUGCGCAACCCCUAGAAUCUGUGAUGCUGAACCCAAGAAUCGACAUGGCCGUUGAGNGGGGUAAACUAUACCUGGCUCAGACCCUACAUCACUACUACCGUAAUCACAUCUACUGUUCUCAACACGGCUCUGUCGAUGAAAAACCUGGUCACAACCGCGCGGUAAAGAAAGUGCACGAAACCGGUCGAGUACAUCGUAUGUGGUUCUGUACAUCACAGCCAAAGGGAGAAGGCCAUCGUCUUGACAACACCGAGUACAUUGAGCUCGCGAAAGAACAGCUGGAGCAGGCUUUGUUUGAUCGAGUCCUCCAUGAGCUCAUCCGCCAACUCCAUGACAAAGACUGUCAACCAGUUGGACGCAGCCGCUCGCCUCAGUCUGACGAUUUUGACUACUUUGCUUUAUUGCAAUACGUCGACAGCCAAGGCCUUGAUAUGUCUGUAUUCAACAAGAGAUUGGCCAAUUGA
This is a messenger RNA of Aureobasidium uvarum, 969 nucleotides long. The record is from the annotation of a GenBank genome assembly. Lineage: Eukaryota; Fungi; Ascomycota; Dothideomycetes; Dothideales; Saccotheciaceae.